Messenger RNA from Daphnia pulicaria, 1035 nucleotides. Its product is annotated as cytolytic toxin-beta-like. NCBI's taxonomy places the organism in Eukaryota, Metazoa, Arthropoda, Branchiopoda, Diplostraca, Daphniidae. Bases 1 to 1035 code for a protein of 344 amino acids. The record is from RefSeq and is a predicted model, not a curated record. The transcript has 2 exons.
AUGAUUGCUCUUGGCCGUAAUUUUUCCAUCGGCACUCUCUACAAUCACAUUGAAGACGUCAUUGUACCAAAUAUGCGUCUGUGGGAUCCAAGUGACGUUUCUCGUCUGGCCACUGUCAAGACAGAACAGAAAGAAACUGUCAAAGUUCAUUCAAUUGUGGCCGAGCACAGGAGUGAAGAAGAAGAUGAUAUCGAAGAUGAUGAACAUGGGACCACCUUGUUGUCUGAUUUGGGAAUGGACAAUCACUCGGCCAUGAGUUUGAUGGCUGGACUGUUACGUCCUUCAUUGGCAGGAGCUUGGCAGUACCCGAUUGAUCGAUCUGAUUUUACCACGUUUGAUCACGGUGCUGAAGUGGCCGUCCAUUGUCGUUCUUCCAGCAGGAAAGUCUCAGUCGACCCCACUAGCCUGGAAAUUAUCUGCCGGCCAGAGAGACUCAUCAAGAGCCAGGCCACUCACGUCGUUGUAGCGGUCACUUACGGCCUGGAGGCCUUCUGCAUUUUCUCUCCUCAACUCGGCCCACUUCCUAAAAAUUCCAGGGACGACGACGACUACGCCCACUUCUUUGCCAACGGACUUUUGAAUGGCCGAAAUCGACUAGAACUGGACGAAGAAGAUGAAGACCACCUUAUUCCGUUAGACUUGCUGUGUCUCCUGUACAGCGACUUGAUUGGCGUCAAAAGUGGACAAAGCUGGACUUUGAAGGACGUCGGCGAGCAGUACCAAGCCUGCAGGAAAGUCAUGGAUCACCUGGCCAGCACGGCCAUCCCGUUGAGAGUGUGGUUGUACCCUCUUGGUAAGCUGAUGCAGACGGAAGCCAAUAACAUCUACAGGAUUUCCAGCAACAUUUUGGAUCUCCCCCGUGACCUAGUGAUCCGCUGGCAGAAAAUGUGGAACCGGAUGCGACGAGUUCGACGUGAAACGGACUCGUUGGUUCACCAUUUACAACACAUUUCCAAUGGCCAAAUCCCUCCCAACUGUCGUCAAAGAAUCAAAGACUUUGACGGAUUAAUGGCCAAAUUCACAUCCGCUUUGUAA